Molecule: messenger RNA, 3028 nt
Organism: Vitrella brassicaformis
Lineage: Eukaryota; Vitrellaceae
Source: the annotation of a GenBank genome assembly
CGACAGUAGGCCUAUAUACGGAGGACGCUUUCCGCCCCGCUUAGAACCGUUCUAAGCGUCCUCGAGGCUCAUCUUUCACCUCCCGUGACAGGUGUUCGUCGCGACGGACACUCCGUGGGCGGAAAGGAUAAGUAAGGCCUCGCGGAGGGAGCUCUCCACCCCGUGUUAUGCAGGUAGGACGCCUCACCACAACACCAGGGCAUGCAGACAUGGCGGAAGGGCAGGAGUGUGGUCAGAUCUUCCGGUUCGUUUGCCGCGAUAUUGUGUCCUGCAGAUGACGGGCAGUCUGAUGCCUUCUAACGCGUCCCAGGCGGCUGGCAGAGGUGCCGGUAAGCCACAGGAAGGAUGACAGACACUGCCGUGCGUGUGUGGACGCGAUCCCUCUUUCCUCCCUCGGUGCGGUGUGUGUGUUCUGCGUUAACAGGUUUUGCGUUUGGUUGGUGUGCUCCUUCUCCGAGUAGCGUUGGCGUGAGCAGCAGCGGCGGCAGUAUGAUGGCGUUCCCCCCGGCCGCGUCCAUGGCCCCUCCCACCAGCACCAGCACCGCACACAUGGACGUCGACCACCCCCACACCUCGCCCUCCCCCUCCACAUCCCUGCUCGCCAUCACUGACGCGCCACUCACAUACGUCCCCAGCGCCACCUGGCCUGUGCGUGUGCCCACCGUGGCACACACCCACCAGCACCAGCAGCACCAGCAUGAGAGUUCCAUGGCCGCCGCGUCGCACUCGGGCAAUGUGGACAUGAAGGCAUCGCACCACGAUACGCCGCAGCAUUCCACGGCUCAGCAGGUAGGCUUGUUUGGUUUGGUGGGGAUGAGUGAGUGCGAGAGGAACUCGUCGAGUCUUGUGUGGCCUGCCUGCGGUGUUAUGUUGUGCUGUGUUGUGUUGUGCUGUGUUGUGUUGUGUGCAGGGUGGCACGUCGUGGCACUGCCCGUACGAGGUGCUGCAGCCCGCGCGUGCGCCCAAGCGCCGUGCCGAUAUGAUUGAGGUCGCUAUGGACGCGGACAUGAUGACCGAUAACGUUAAGGUGAGUGAGUGGGGAGAAACCUACACACACACACACACACGCACACAGACACACACACGCACAGGCGGCGUGACUGGAGUGCGUGUGUUGGUGUGUUCAGGAGCUGAUGGAUCGCCCGUAUAAGGCGCAGAGGACCGUCGAGAUGGUCCGAGCACUGCAUUGGUGGGCCGACCACACCACGCACAAAGAACGAACGCUGACAGACAGACUGUUUGUUCACCACCUGCCUGUUCGCCGUGUGUGUGUGUGUGUGGAUGAUGUUGCAGCUAAGUUGUUGAGUGAGGCAUUGGCUAAGUGACGUACGUUCCGACAUUGCCUACAUACCAUAGCUACAUCCUUCCUCCUUGUGCAGAAGGGCGGGCGGGGGGGCGGGGGGAAUGAGAUGGCCGACACCCACCCACUGACUCCAUCAAUCCAAUCAAUGGCUGUCUCGCUCCGUGGCGUGACACUGACUGACUACCUCGUUCGUGUGCUCGUGUACAUCCAUCUAUCCAUCCAUCCAUGUGUGUGUGUGAGGCGUGCAGUGCGUGUGGUGUGCGUGCGCUGUGUGUGUUGACUAUAGUGCCUGCCUAUCUAACCAACGAAUUGACUACCACCCACUCACUCACUCUCUCACUGAGGUCUCAUUCAUUGCGUUGCCAGUGGUAAUGUGCAGCCAGCCAGCCAUCCAGUGUGCAUAUCACAUCACAUCCAUCCCUGUCCAUGUGCUGUGCAGUGGACGCAUCGUAACCUUACCUGCCUAACUGCCUACCUGCCUGCCUGGCUGGCUUCAUGUAAGUGUCUGUGUGUCUGUCUGUCUGUGUGUGUGUGUGUGUCGUGCUGUUCAUCCAUCGCACGGACGUUUUCCGCUGCUCGCGCGAAGAGGGCCCCUUCCCAAAUUACCGGGCAGCCCCGGGUUUGCGAGCGCGUCCGCCUUUUCGACUGUGUGCGUGCGUGUGCAUGUGUGGCGGCAAUAUCAAGCAUAGGCCUGUCUGUGUGUCUGUCUGUCUGUCUGUCUGUGUAGGUUGGUGGUACCCUAAUGCGUGCGUGUCGGAGUGAGCGGAGUGGCUGACGGCUGCGUGUGGACGGGACGUACAGACAUACAUACACACAGUUACCUCCCCUCCCUCCUAUCUGUCUGUAUUUGUCUGUCUCUGUAUCUGACUGUCUGGGGGGGUGGGUGACGGCGCGGUGUGACGGCACGGCUGGGUGUCGGUUUUCGCCACAAUGAUAGCCUAUCGUCUCUUCUCCCCCUCACCACGUUCUCCUAUUCCGUGUGUGAGUGCGCUGCGUGUCUUUCUGGCGGCUGACUUGCCACCUGGGUACGUCUCUGUUCUGUGGAGGCCCGUGUCCGGUGAUUCCACAGAGACGUGCCAGGGAGGAGUACAGGCGGCCAGAGGGGCACACAGCGCACAGCACACCAACCAAUGAAUGCAAUGCACAACCAGUCCAUUCCCUGUCGGUCGAAAGUGGGGCGUCUGGCUGGGUUUCCUGGUUUGAUUCGAUCGUGUGCUUGGUGUGAGGGUGUGCGACGGCUGUGAGACAUGCUCGAUGGAUCAGCGAGCAUAUUCUAUGGUCGUUCAUACAUACCCACACACAGGCGGUCGCGACUAUACAAGCGAGAGGGCAGAACAGCAGCGCAGGAGUGCGUGAAUGUGUCGGCCUGUCUGUCUGUCUGUCUGUGUGUCUGUGUGAGUGGCCUUCCCGUCGUCAGUUCCGCUUUGGUGGACGUGAGGGGCGGCUGGACAGCCCUCUCCCAGCGAUACCCCACUUCGCUGGGAGCGUGUACUCCAGCAGGCCCUGACGGCCUCAGGGAGCAGAACUGAGACAGACGGAAGGAAGGCAAGCUGAGGAGGUAGUCAGAACACUUGUGAGCGAUAUGCAUGAGGCCUACACACUGACUGACAUGGAUGCAUGGGAUGCAUGCGCAUGUGGCGGACUUGAGCGUAGAGACGAAUGAAUGGACAUACAUACACAUGCACACACGCUCGUAUCAAUCGUAACCAUCAGGUCGGUCUGCUG